GGCGUCGCGCGGGAUUGUGCUUCUCGGGGACCGCCAUGAGCAAGCGGAACCAGGUGUCGUACGUGCGGCCGGCCGAGCCCGCGUUCCUGUCGCGCUUCAAGGAGCGGGUCGGCUACCGGGAGGGGCCCACGGUGGAGACCAAGAGAAUCCAGCCUCCGCUUCCAGAUGAAGAUGGUGAUCACAGUGACAAAGAAGAUGAACAGCCUCAAGUGGUCGUUUUAAAGAAAGGAGACCUGACAGUUGAGGAAGUCAUGAAAAUUAAAGCAGAAAUAAGGGCUGAAAAAGCAGAUGAAGAGCCACAUCCAGCUGAUGGAAGAAUCAUGUAUCGAAAACCAGUUAAGCGUUCCCCAGAUGAAAAGUAUUCAGGCUUAACAGCAAGUUCAAAAAAGAAGAAAACAAAAGAAGAUGGUGCAUAUAAGCAAGACUCAGUUAAAAAGAAUUCACCAAAAAAAAUCAAAAACAGUAACCUCCUUUCUUUUGAUAAUGAAGAUGAAAAUGAGUAAGUGCAAACAUUUUGGACCUAGUUUCCGUUGAAAACAAUGAGGGUUUUUGUUUUUUGUUUUAUUGAGAUGGGGUGUCACUAGCCAAGGCUGGCCUGCAACUCACUAUGCAGCCCCUACCUGGCCUUGAACUCAUGGUGAUCCUCCUACCUCUGCCUCCCAAGUGCUGAGAUUAAAGGUGUGCGCCACCAUACCUUGUUGUAUUUUUUAAAGUAACAUUUCUUUUUCUGAUUUUUUUUAAGUAAGAUCUUAUUAUAAUACAAGUUGCCUGUAGAAAAUUUAGAAAACAUUUGGAAAUUAAUGGGAAAAAGUCUUUAUCGUUACCCUUCUAUCUAGAAAUCCAAACUCUAGAAGCUAACUACUGUUAACACUUUGUUGUGCUGGGCAUGGUGGUGCACGCAUUUAAUCCCAGUACUCGGAGAGAGUUAGGAGGAUCACUGUGAGUUCUAGGCCAUCCUGAGACUACAUAGUGAACUCCAGGUCAUCUGGGCUAAAGUAAAACCCUACCUCAAAAUAAAAUAAAAUAACAUUUUGUUGUGGCCCACGUGUGUUGGAUGUGUGUGUGUGUGUGUAAAUAAUAUUUUUAAACAAAAUUGAGAUUGUAUUACAUAUACUGCUUACAUUGUGAACAUUUUUCCAGACCAGUAUACUUUAAAAUCCAACUAAGCCGGGCAUGGUGGCACACGCCUUUAAUCCCAGCACUCAGGGCAGAAGUAGGAGGACCGCCAUGAGUUCAAGGCCACCCUGAGACUACAUAGUUAAUUCCAGGUCAGCCUGGACCAGAGUGAGACCCUACCUCGAAACACCCCCUCAAAAAAAAAAUAAAAUAAAAUCCAACUACAAAGCCAGGUUUGGUGUUGCACACCUCCAAUCCCAACACUUGGGAGGCACAGAUAAGAGGAGCACUGUGAGUUCAAGCCAUGUCCAGGUCAGCCUGGGCUAGAGGAAGACCCUACCUCAGAAAACAAAAUGAAGGGCUGGGGAGAUGGCUU
Molecule: messenger RNA, 1492 nt
Organism: Jaculus jaculus (lesser Egyptian jerboa)
Lineage: Eukaryota; Metazoa; Chordata; Mammalia; Rodentia; Dipodidae
Product: KIAA1143 ortholog
Exons: 3
Coding region: 36-503 (155 amino acids)
Source: RefSeq, a predicted model, not a curated record